UCUGGAUUCAUAUAUAUAUGUUUUCAUUCAUCAUAACCAUCACCAACGGCAAUCAAUAUGUAUGUAUUUGUCCUAUAAAAGAGGCCGACUGACUGAGAGACUUUGAAAGAGAGCUGCAUUCAAUUUGUAAGAGAGCAGACAAAGACAACAGAAAAAACAAAAAAAAAGAAAACAAAAGAAAAAAAAAAAAGAAACGAAAUUUCACCACACCUUAAGCAUAACACUGAAUAAUUGUGUUUGGCAGCUAAGCGAACUUGAUUUUCAACUCAUUACAGUUACCAGCCGCGUUCUUUACACAUACUUAUCAGGAUCUUGAGAAAUUACAUUGAAAUAAAUUUCAACUGCUGCAAACGUUUAAUAAUGAUUUGAGUGAGUUUUUUUUUACGUGUAAGCUUGAUGCGUACGAAACAUGACCGAUUCAUUUAAAUUGGCCGAAAUGCAACGCACAAAUAUCGAAUUUGAACGUCAACGACAUUUAGCGAAUUGGUUAAUUAAAAGUAGUCCUCACAUGGCAACACCUCCACCAUCCAAUAAUAGCAGCGCAUCAAGUCCUGGAACGGUAAUAGCAACAACGACUGCAGCAGUGUCAGCAGUUAAUCCGAUAACUACAACAAGUGGUGCCAAUGCUAGUAGUGCGGGUCAUACACCAGUUAACUCGAACAAUUAUAUGCAUCACAACCAUCAUUUUAAUGCGAAACAUGCAGGCGGCGCAGGUUGCGUGAGUGGAGCCAACAAUUCGGUCAAUAAUCCAGUAUUUUAUCUAAUGACAAGUAAUGGUAAUAUGGGGGCGGUAGGCAGUGGCGGUGGACAUUCAGCCAUAAGUACAUCAAAUGUUACCUCAAAUGCUAAGCAUACAGGUGCUACAGUAGUCGCAGGAGCACAUCACACACAUUCACAUCAUGCACACCAUCAUCAUCCACACCAUGGCUUACAUCAUUUAGCUGAGGGUCGCAAGGCCAAGCUAAGGCGUUUCAAUUCGCAUGACACCAGCUCGAAUAUGUUCUCGGUAGCGGAUUUCGAGAAUGCUCGCUUAGCCAGACGUAACGAGAUAGAAUUAAAACAACGUCUUCAAAGGCGUAUGCGCAACUGCUUUGGUAGCAACUCUGUUGGAGGCGGCUUAAUUGGCAAUGCGAACAGUAAUUCAGCUUUAGCAACUGGUAAUAUUAGCUGUGAUUAUUCAACCGGCGAUAGCAAGACAUCAAAAUAUAGUAAUGAACUUCAAAAUGAACCAUUGCCUGCUGAGGAAUUUUUGGAACGCUUUUCAUUGCCCCGAGUGGUUCGAAUUUCGUAUAAAACAAAAUAUUUUCAUGAAACCUUACAAUCGUCCUCCUCGAAUGGCUCUUCAACAGUAACAUCCAACUCUUCGACUAGUGCCACCGCUGUCACUACAAAUCCAACGUCGUCACAUGCAGACGCUAAUAUGAUUACUUCCAAUUCAAAUUCAAAUACCGGAACUUCAUCAUCAACCUCUUCAGUUUCGGUGACGACCAGAGGUGCUAAUGUCAUUAACGCAACACACACAAUCAUUAGCAAUAGCAGCAGUAGUAAUAAUAGCGGUUCUAAGCAACUGAAUACCUCUAUAACAAUUAAUGGUGCAAACAGUAGUAGCAGUGGUGGCAAUAUUGGCGUUAACUACAAUAAUAAUCAAGUUUUACAUGAAGACGAACAGGGUGAAUUGUUUUUGUUAUAUCGAUUGGUGCGUCAACGUCGCCUUUAUCACGGUCACAACGCUAAGACGACCGUAGCUAAUCGCAAGAAAGGUGUACUCAUACCUCAAGAAUUUCCGGGAUACUUUUCUCUACUUAACGACAAGGGUAUGCCUACGGCCACGCAAUACACCUCUUUAAUACAAUUGGUACGCGAACGAGUUUGUAAAUUUGUCUCUGUGGAAAAUAUGCCCGCUUUUACAGAAUCCCAACCGAAUAGUAACAGUAAUCCGAAUUCGCCCACGGAAGGAUGUUUAAAUAUUUAUUCGGCUAAUGGCAAUACGCCCACCAAUAAUCGACCUCAGUACAUUAAGACUACUGCUCGUGGGGGACAAGUUUUCAAAUUGUUGGCCGUCUAUGAGGACGGUAAACAAGAGCACGGGGCUAUGGGUGCGAGUAUUUCUUGUGGCGGUUUAGGUUCCGCCAAACAAAAUAACGGUCACGGUCGUGAGAAAGAGAAAAGCCGUUACGCUCAACUAUUAAAUGAGCAACGCCAAACUUUGUAUGUUUCAUUGGCUACCAAGGGCAAAUUUUAUGAAAUCGAGCCAGGUAUACCUCAGAUAUUGCAGAAACGACUGGACACGUCAACGAAUGAUAGCGGAAACAUUCAUCCUAAAAAGAUUAAUCCGGAUUGCGUGCACCGUAUAACAGCUUUAAUUACUCCAAACAAAGAAUUACCGAUUACUUUGCGCUACAUUUCAGGACCCACUGGCUGUGCCAGUGCUAUACCAGAAAAUUUGUCUAUUACUCGUAUCAGCUCGGAAAAUAUUGUAAUUGCUUGCCCCAUUGAGGACGUGGAAAUGCAAAGUCCUUUGGAUUUGCGAAAGCUGCAGCUAACCAAAGAAAUGAAUUUCUUGCGUAACACAUUGGGCUUUGAGAGCGAACAACGAAUGCUCGCUAAUCCCAAUGUUCAAAAUAUUUUGAAAUUCUGUCAAUUUAACUGUGAUCAGUUUCUAAAAAUGGUUGAAGUAGAAAUUCUAAACCGUUCCGAACGUUCUACUUCGAAAAGUCGCGUUGACGGCUUAAAGAUAUUGAAACCUUUGCAUUUUCCCAAGCUGUUGAGGCGUGAAAAAACCACGAUAUCAGCUCAUGAGAAAGAGGAUUCGAUAAUAUUUCUUAGCAAAUCGGACUUGGCCAAUUUAGAGCAUAAAGAGCAAUCUUUCGAUCAAAGCACGAAUCGCAUAACCGAUAAAAUGAAAGUUUUCCAAACCACCAAAAAGAAAUGGUUUCGUAAGCCAGACAAAAAUUCUGUGAAUUUUGUAAAUGCCAUGGAUUUGGAUGAGCAAGCCAAACGCAUGAGUAUGGAGCGUUACUCGGACAUGUCCAAAUUAUUGCAAGAAAGGUUCGGAGAGAAGCCAAACACCUCAGGUAACGAGCAUGAGUUAACUUCCGAGCCAAGUGGCGGUGCCAGCGAUAUUGGCUGCUCGGAUGGCGAAGCUACCACUUUCGCUACUAUCGAAGAAAAACCCAAUCGAAGAUAUGGUUCUACUAAGGCCGGGAAAAUGGUUAAAUUGCAAAAAUCGAUGUCUUUGCAAGACAUUGAAUUAAUCACAGUCAAUGCCCGUAAACCAGAUCUCGUAGCUUCUCAUCAAACCACUGAUACAAUUUCGGAAGCUGGCACGGACUUGGAAGAUGUUGAAAAUCAUGAGCCUUUGCAACAGUCUUUCAUAACUGAAAAACUAUACAACGAAUUUCAUGUAAAAACGCGACAAUAUAGUAAAUCAUCUUCGAGUCUGCAUCAGUUGUUGAAUUUCUCGUUACCCCAGAAAUUGCAAAUUGGCGAUAAUAAGCGAUCAUUAGCUCAGCUAAAACAUCAACCGCUCCAUGGCAAUCGUAAUCCAAUGGAAAAACGUUUAGACUUUAACAUAGGUGAACCGGUAACUGGGAGAAGAGCUACUGGCGGUUUGAAUCUUCUAACGGGCGUUAACGCUGUAAAUCAACAAACGACUUCUUUAUUAACGUCAUUGACAUCCAAUAAUCUUAUCGAAGAUGACUUACCCUAUUCCAGUGUACGCGAUUCAUUGGUAUUAUCCAGCGAUGAAGGCAGCCCGCCUGAUAUUCCUGCUGGCACUAUACGUCAAGCUUUACAUUUAAUUGACUAUGCCAAGGAGAAUAUUUAUGCGGAAAUCUGUCACGAAGUCAGCGCCAUGGGUGGCAUACCCAGUCAUAACCAUCAUACACGUGAUAAUUUCUCAGGCGCCACACAUUCCACACAGAUCUCAGACGACUACGGUGAUUAUGCCUCUCUUACGUAUCCAACUUUGAAUCCCACAACAAAUAGCAACAACAAUAACAAUUCGACAGGCUUAGGCAAUGCCAUUAGUCGGGUACAAAUCAAUUGCCCGGCAAAUUCAAUUAGCUAUCAUACUUUAUAUGUAGGUGAGGAGCCAUCGAACGGCGACCAUCAAUCGGUCAAGGAACGAAGGCGUAAUUCCAAUUCGAAAAAGGAGGCACGACAUGCACGCGAUCGCUCGCACAUUACGACCGUUGACGUGGUAGGCGGCGGUGGCGGCAACAUUGGGAAUAACGUGACAGCACCGGUAGUGGCAGCUAACGCGGAUGGAAACGAUUCAGGGGGUUUUGACAAUAUUUAUAAUACGCUCAAAUGAUGACUAAUGUGAUUUAGUUGGAAAUUGGGAGCGUCAGUUUUGAGUGUGUUGAGUGACGGUAAAUUGUUUUGAUUAAAAUUUCGAGCGGGGAUAACAAUCAUGAUAAUUAUGAUAAACGCGGAAAGAAGGUUUAAUUUUUCUAUGGUUCAAGGGAACAAAAUACAUGUCUGUGUAUAUAUAGAGGGAGGUGGGCAUACUGAAAGCAAGAAGAGUUUUUAAAACUAAAAAAAAAAAUUAAGAAAAUCCAUUUUCCAUAAUAAAAAUUUUUUCCCCGAUUUUUUUUUCUUACUUUUUUUUAUUAAUCUUUGUUUAAAUUAAUUUCUUUUCACUUUUGGGAUGUCUUGUUUUUCGUUCUCCUUUUCGAUUAAUGCAUAAUUAAAGAAUGAAAAGAAGAAAAAAAGAACGUUUCACUUAUUUCGAACGUUUUUCUUUUCUUUGUUUCGAGAGAGUUUUUAAAAAACUUCUUACAAAACUUCUUUGAAAAGUGAAAUCAUAAUUAAAAUGUAAAAGAUAUCAACUUUUAUAUUUUAUUUACAUUGACGAUUUCCAUUACCAUAGGAUGGUAAUGAAAUACGUAAACUUUCCGAAAAGCUAAACGUAAAAAUAAUUUAUUUAUUUAUUUUUUUUUUUUUUCAAUUUCGAUUAUUAGCAAAAGUCGGUACAUUCUUGCCAAUGAAAAUGAAUAUUUUUUAAAUUGUUAAACUUCUAGGGGGAAGGGGCUAUCGAUUAAUAAGCAGUUAAUUCAAUUUCUCAAUCAGAUUAAUGUUUGACUUUUUCACUUAUACGACAUAGUUACUUUAUAGGGCUUUUCAGUUAACUGUUUCGCUCUCUUAAGAAAAUAUGCAUUUGCGUCACAAAAAUGUA
Molecule: messenger RNA, 5179 nt
Organism: Glossina fuscipes
Lineage: Eukaryota; Metazoa; Arthropoda; Insecta; Diptera; Glossinidae
Gene: B4
Exons: 5
Coding region: 410-4315 (1301 amino acids)
Source: RefSeq, a predicted model, not a curated record